Molecule: messenger RNA, 3071 nt
Organism: Empidonax traillii (willow flycatcher)
Lineage: Eukaryota; Metazoa; Chordata; Aves; Passeriformes; Tyrannidae
Gene: BMAL2
Product: aryl hydrocarbon receptor nuclear translocator like 2
Exons: 17
Coding region: 157-2031 (624 amino acids)
Biological process (GO): regulation of transcription by RNA polymerase II
Cellular component (GO): transcription regulator complex; nucleus; aryl hydrocarbon receptor complex
Molecular function (GO): protein dimerization activity; DNA-binding transcription factor activity, RNA polymerase II-specific; RNA polymerase II cis-regulatory region sequence-specific DNA binding
Source: RefSeq, a predicted model, not a curated record
GGGGCGGGGCGCUGAGGCGGGGCCGGGGGCGGGGCGUGGCGGGGCGGCCCCUGAGGCGUCCCCGGGCCGGCGGCUCCUCCUCGGCUCACCUCGGCUCACCCCCCGCAUGCCGCCGGUGCCGGGGGCGCUGUGGAGCGGGGCACGGGGCCGCCCGCCAUGGCCGAGGCAGGAGCGGGGAGCGCCGAGGGCGCCGACGAGGAGCGGCGGGCGGCGGAAGAGAAUUUCCCGGUAGAUGGGAGCCCCUGUGUUGCCUCUGGAGUCUCCAGCCUCAUGAAUCCCAUCCCCACGCCUGCCACCACCACUCCUUUCAAUGCUCCGGUGCCUGAGAUUCCCAGGAAGCGCAAAGGGAGCGAUUCCGACAACCAGGACACGGCUGAAGCUGAUGGGGAUCCUCAGAAAAGGAGUGAAGAUGAAGAACAUGUUAAAGUGAAAGAUUUCAGAGAGGCUCACAGUCAAACAGAGAAAAGGAGGAGAGACAAAAUGAAUAAUCUGAUCGAGGAACUGUCUGCCAUGAUCCCUCAGUGCAACCCCAUGGCCAGGAAGCUGGACAAGCUCACGGUGUUAAGGAUGGCUGUGCAGCACUUGAAGGCUUUGAAAGGUUCCAGCAGCUCCUAUACAGAAGUCAGAUACAAACCUUCAUUUUUAAAGGAUGAUGAACUCAGACAGUUAAUCCUGAGGGCUGCAGAUGGAUUCCUGUUUGUGGUUGGAUGCAACAGAGGGAAAAUCCUGUUUGUCUCUGAAUCAGUUUGCAAAAUACUGAAUUAUGAUCAGGCCAGUUUAAUUGGGCAGAGCCUGUUUGAUUAUUUGCAUCCGAAGGAUGUCGCAAAAGUCAAGGAGCAGCUUUCUUCCUCGGACAUCUCCCCUCGGGAGAAGCUCGUGGAUGGCAAAACUGGCUUGCAAGUCCACACAGAUUUCCAGGCUGGACCGGCUCGGCUGAAUUCCGGGGCUCGCCGUUCCUUCUUCUGUCGGAUCAAGUGCAGCAGGAGCACGGUGAAGGAAGAGAAGGAGUGUUUGCCCAACCCAAAGAAGAAAGAUCACAGGAAAUACUGCACCAUUCACUGCACUGGGUACCUGAAGAACUGGCCUCCCAAUGAGGUGGGGGUAGAAGAGGAGAACGAUGUAGAAAAGGACAGUAGUAACUUUAACUGCCUUGUUGCAAUCGGGAGGUUACACCCUUACAUUGUUCCCCAGAAGAGUGGAGAGAUAAAAGUCAAAGCAACAGAAUUUGUUACACGGUUUGCCAUGGAUGGCAAGUUUGUUUAUGUAGAUCAGCGUGCCACAGCAAUUUUAGGGUAUCUGCCCCAAGAGCUUCUGGGAACUUCUUGUUACGAGUACUGCCACCAGGAUGAUCACAACCAUCUAGCUGAAAAACAUAAAGAAGUGCUGCAGAAUAAAGAAAAAGUCUUUACAAAUUCCUACAAAUUUAGAGCAAAAGAUGGCACUUUUGUCACUUUGAAGAGUCAGUGGUUUAGUUUCAUGAAUCCAUGGACCAAAGAGCUGGAGUACAUUGUGUCAAACAACACUGUGGUAUUAGGUCACAAGGAGUCAGCUGAAGAAGAGGUUCUCUACAGUUCCCAGCCUGCAGAAGAUGCUGUGAAACAGUCUUUAGUAAGUGUACCUGGAAUGUCCUCUGGAACAGUCCUCGGUGCUGGGAGCAUAGGAACCGAAAUUGCAAAUGAAAUAUUGGAGUUGCAAAGGUUGCAUUCCUCACCAUCAGGGGAGCUGAGCCCAUCACACCUCCUGAGAAAGUCCCCUUCUCCAGCUCUGCCUGUGAACUGCAGCGAUGUGCCAAAUAAAGAGCUGAUCCAGUUAUGUCCUUCAGAGACAGAAGUUCUGGAGAAUUCCGAACAACCCCGGGGUGCUACUCCAUUUCCCAGCAACGAGCCUCUCCUCAGUGGGAAUUCCCAGCUGGACUUUGAUGCAAUAUGUGAAAAUGAUGACACUGCCAUGACAGCUCUCAUGAAUUACCUGGAGGCUGAUGGAGGCCUUGGGGACCCAGCUGACCUCAGUGAUAUCCAGUGGGCUCUCUAGAGCUGCUUUUUCGGGAUGAGAAGGAAUGUAAAACCCGUAAUGCACAACAACCACACAUCCUCAGUACUGUAUUGUAGGUUUUUUUAAUGUCUCAGUUGGAUUCGAACUUACUGUCUAUAUAUAUAUAUAUAUAUAUAUAUAUAUAUUUUUAAAAACUGAAGCCUUGUUCAGAGAGACACAACUUCUGCUGCACCUCUGGAAAAUGCAAUAUUUUGUUUUUUCUCAAGAUGAGGAAACCUUGAAAUUUUAAUAUUGAACCACCUGUAACUGGAAUGCUUAGAGCACAUUAGUAUAUUUUUGCUAAGAAGCUUUAACCAAAAGGUACUGUACAAUGUACAGGAAGACUUUAUUUCUUAGUUUUAAUACUCAAACUUUUAUUUAUUGGGUUCGUUUCAAGCUGUAGAAUACUGGUUAUCCGUGUUACCUUCUGUAGAACCUACUGUACUUGUAUGGUUUGAAGAUAUUUGUAACUAUUAAAUUUCAUGGAAAUGAUGAUUUGCACACACUAGAGUUGUAAAAUAAGGUGUUGUGAUUCUCCAGUGAUGCAGUUUGUGAUUCCUUGCCCUUCUCAGCAGGGCAGUUUUUGCAGUCAAAAGUGAAAAUAAAGAAUACAGAUCUGGGAACAAAGGUUGGAGUUGGAUCCCCAGAACAAAGAGGAGAGAAUGGUUUGAGAAAAACAGUCAUUUUCCCAGUAACCAAGGCGAGAAGGGUAUGAGAAAAAGAGCACCAAACUUUUAAAUUACUAUUUGGUAUUGUUUUUAAUGCAUUGUGAGUGCAGAGAACCUGAGACAGACAGUGCUGUAACUGUCAUAAAGCACUUUGCUCUUGUCCCAGGUCAUUUCCUAACUAGAGGAACUCUGGGCAGACUGUCUUGGCUCCAGGGUGAGCCUUGCACUGUCUGUUAGUGAGAGAAAUGUUAAAUUCUAAAGCCUCUUCUGUUAUGUUUUUGAAGAUAAGGAGAACUUUCUGUUGCUUGAGUCUGUGACUUCAGCAAACCCCUGUAAUACAGCCCUGUCUGCAGUCAGGGCCAUGCAGGAGGA